Molecule: messenger RNA, 1379 nt
Organism: Paecilomyces variotii
Lineage: Eukaryota; Fungi; Ascomycota; Eurotiomycetes; Eurotiales; Thermoascaceae
Product: endonuclease/exonuclease/phosphatase family protein
Exons: 2
Coding region: 193-1308 (371 amino acids)
Biological process (GO): double-strand break repair
Cellular component (GO): PML body; cytoplasm
Molecular function (GO): 5'-tyrosyl-DNA phosphodiesterase activity; single-stranded DNA binding
Source: RefSeq, a predicted model, not a curated record
CGUCAUACCAUGAAAAAGAUAAGCUCAGAUCCUCGUUGAUCUCCCUUCUGCCUAGGGAAAUACUUUAUUAUCCAGCAGAGUUGCCUAGAAUACCCUACUCUACUUCUCAUCCUCCUAUAUCCAACUCACCACUCUCUCUAUCUCAAGAAGAAAAAUACAAAGAACAUACCACUUACUCACCCACCAAGCAAAAUGUCAACUGCACCUCUUCUCCCCGAAGGAUUAUUUACCCGCAAACCACCCACUCUCUGGCAACGCGACAUACCAUACCCCCAACCAUUCUACUACUUCAACCCCUCAAACCAAGCCUGGACAGCAGCAUCCUCAACUUCUGAACUUCAAGCCUCACAAACAAGCAACGCACAUCCACACAACGAAACAACCCCUCCCUCCCAAAUCCACCUCCUAACAUGGAACAUCGACGCCUUAGUCCCCUACGCCAAACAACGAAUGGCAUCCGCAUUGGAAUAUCUCAAGAACCUAUAUCAUGACAUCCAACAAAAACCCACCUCUUCUCCAUUAAUAAUCUUCUUCCAAGAAAUGCUCGAUUCAGACCUCCGGCAAAUCCAAGAGACGGAUUGGAUCCGUGAGAACUUCUACGUGACGGAUCUAAGCGAUGAGUUCUGGGAGGGUGGAUAUUACGGUACGACGACGCUGGUUGAGAAGAAGGUGGAUAUUCAGAGGGUGUUUCGAGUCCAUUAUAAAGCGACGAGGAUGCAGAGAGAUGGGUUAUUUGUUGAUGUGAAUGUUCGGGCUGUGGAUGAUAAAUCUACAACCCUCCGCGUCUGCAACACCCAUCUCGAAAGCCUCACUCAGAACCCACCUCGUCGGCCCAUUCAACUUCGCAUAGCAUCUACAUAUAUGCACGGUUCGGGCCCGUUGGAUCAAGAAUCCGCUUCAUCCAUGCCUAUUUCAGUACCUAUCCCGCACGCGGCCCUUUUAGCAGGAGAUCUGAACGCCUUCGCACCCGAAGACCUCACUGCGCCAGUUGAAUGCGGUUUACAAGACGCGUUCCUUGCCCUAGGUGGAACGGACGGUACUGAGGAAGGGUAUACAUGGGGCCAGCAGGCUCCUGAGGAAUUGCGGCGGAAAUUCGGAUGUAGUCGGAUGGAUAAGAUUCUGUUUUGUGGCGGGGUGAAAGCUGAGACGUUGGAGAGGAUCGGGGAAGGGGUUAAGGCGCACCUGGGAGAUUUGUUUGAGCCCGAUAGCGACGAUAGCGAGUCUGUGGAUCUGGAUGUAUGGGUAACGGAUCAUUUGGGAUUGUUGGGGGAGUUUACGAUUCUGAAGAAGGCGGUUGCUGGUAGUUAGCAGGGAGAAAUCACCUGUAGAAAAUUGUACUUCUACAUUUCCUCGUUUGGAUAUCAUACUGGAGCUCAUAG